This is a messenger RNA of Rosa rugosa (rugosa rose), 1005 nucleotides long. Its product is annotated as DNA-directed RNA polymerases II and IV subunit 5A. The record is from RefSeq and is a predicted model, not a curated record. NCBI's taxonomy places the organism in Eukaryota, Viridiplantae, Streptophyta, Magnoliopsida, Rosales, Rosaceae. Gene Ontology annotation, cellular component: RNA polymerase I complex; RNA polymerase II, core complex; RNA polymerase III complex. The transcript is spliced from 5 exons. Gene Ontology annotation, molecular function: DNA binding; DNA-directed RNA polymerase activity. Bases 166 to 786 code for a protein of 206 amino acids. Gene Ontology annotation, biological process: DNA-templated transcription.
UCGAGUCUUGUUCUGCGUCCGCCGAUCUUCUCUCUUCGAUUUCUCUCUCAAAUCUCUGUAAAAUCUCAUCUUUCUCCUCCGGCUCAGGCCAAAUAGUAUAAGCAAAAUCCCCAACUCUUUGUGUCUUCGGGAACCCAUCAAAAUCAGCAGCAGUAAAAGGGAAGGAUGGUUUUGACAGAAGAAGAAAUCACGAGGCUGUAUAGGGUUCGAAAGACAUUGAUGCAAAUGCUGAAAGAUCGGGACUAUCUAAUUGUUGAUCAUGAUCUCAACAUGACAAUGUCGCAGUUUAAGAACAAAUAUGGAGAGAACAUGAAAAGGGAGGACCUUACUAUCAAUAGAAGGAAGAGAGGUGACGAGUCUGAUCAGAUUUAUGUGUUUUUCCCUGACGAACCAAAAGUUGGGGUCAAGACAAUGAAGAGUUACAUUCAACGCAUGAAUCAGGAGAAUGUGAUUAGAGCAAUCUUAGUUGCUCAACAAAAUCUGACUCCUUUUGCAAAGACCUCCAUUAGUGAGAUGGGUUCAAAGUACCACUUGGAGAUUUUCCAGGAGGCAGAAUUGUUGGUGAAUAUUAAAGAGCAUGUUCUAGUUCCUGAGCAUCGGGUUCUUACAAAUGAGGAAAAGAAGACUUUGCUGGAGAGGUACACUGUGAAAGAAACACAGCUUCCUCGUAUUCAGCUGAUUGAUCCAAUUGCAAGAUAUUACGGGCUUAAGCGUGGACAAGUUGUGAAGAUAAUCCGGCCAAGUGAGACUGCAGGACGAUAUGUCACCUACCGUUACGUUAUCUAAGUACUUUUAUUGUAAGCUGAAACCUGGAUUGCAUUAGUCUUACUUAUAAUUGUCGUAAUGGAAGGUUAGGUCAGAAGUGAACAUUGCAGUUGGGAUUUUGGGCAUAUGUGAUGAUGUUUUCAACUCAGUCUGUGUAUUCCUCCGUAGUGCCUGUAAUGUGAGCUUGUGUAAUGCCGAACUCCAAUGAUCUAUAAUGCUGUUGUUCUUGUAGUUGUUAAA